GCUGCACACGGUACCACAUCCAAAGCUGUAACGAAUUGCAGCCGUCGAUCCACUAUGUACCAACACUCAGUAUAAAUACGGCAAGCAAAGCACGAGCCAUUGCCAAGCCUGCAAAAGCGCGUCUCGAUCCAAUCGAGCUCAACGAAGUUGGCCAUGGAUUCCGUCAAUUCCUUCAAAGGCUACGGCAAAGUCGACGAGCUAGAAGAAGCUGCGUUCCGGAGAAAAACUCGCCGGCGAUUCAUCAUUCUCUCGAUCUCCUUAGUUGUGUUGAUUGUUCUCAUUAUCGGAGUUGUUGCAGGAACUUUGGCUCGGAGGAACAGAUCCGGCGAAGUUCCGGCGAGUCCGACGUCGUCGUCCGCAGCGAUUAAGUCUCUCUGCAGCGUGACAGAGUAUCCUGAAUCGUGCUUCGCGAGUUUGAAGGCUUCGAAUUCGACGAAUCCGGAUGAGAUUUUCCGGUUGUCGUUGACGGUGGUUAUGGAUUCAUUGGAGAAGCUAUCGAGUUUUCCAGACGAGCUCGCGAAAAGGACGGAGGAGCCGAGGGUGAAGGCGGCGCUGAAGGUGUGCGGUACGGUGCUAAACGACGCCGUUUCGGUUCUGAACGAUUCGAUUUCGUCGGUGAGCGAGGAUGGUGGAAAGGUCGCCGUCGACGACUUGAAGACGUGGCUGAGCGCCGUCGUGACGGAUCAGGAGACGUGUAUCGACGCGCUGGAGGAGGUGAAUUCGACAUUCACCGGAGAAGUCAAGCAUCUGAUGAAAAACUCCACGGAGUUCGCGAGCAACAGUCUGGCAAUUGUCUCGAAGGUUCUAGGGAUUUUAGGCGGUUUCAAAGUUCCGAUCCACCGGCGGUUGCUCGGAGCGCCGUUCCCGGAGUGGACUGCAGCAGGCGACCGGAGGCUUCUCCAGGAGUUCGCACCGCCGCCGAAUGUGACGGUGGCGGCGGACGGCAGCGGAGAUGUACGGACAAUCAAAGAGGCGGUGGAUUUGAUACCGAAGAAGAGCGAAUCUCGAUUCGUUAUCCACGUGAAGGCAGGAACGUACGUGGAGAAUGUGGUGUUGGACAAAUCUCGGUGGAAUGUGAUGAUUUACGGCGACGGCCAGGACACCACCAUUAUUUCCGGCAGCAAGAACUUCGUGGACGGCACGCCGACCUUCGAAACGGCGACGUUUGCCGUCGCCGGGAAAGGCUUUAUGGCGCGCGACAUAACCUUCAAGAACACGGCGGGCGCCGCCAAGCACCAGGCGGUCGCCUUCCGAUCGGGCUCCGACCAAUCGAUUCUCUACCGUUGCACAUUCGACGCCUUCCAAGACACUCUCUACGCGCACUCGAACCGCCAAUUCUACCGCGAGUGCAACAUCACGGGCACAAUCGACUUCAUCUUCGGCAACUCCGCCGUCGUCUUCCAAAAAUGCGCAAUCCUCCCUCGGCAGCCGCUCCCCAACCAGUUCGUGACCAUCACCGCGCAGGGCAAGAAGGACCCGAAUCAGAACUCGGGGAUCGCCAUCCAACGGUGCACGAUGGCCCCUCUCGACGCCCUCACCGCCCCGACGUAUCUGGGCCGUCCGUGGAAGGACUUCUCGACCACGGUGGUCAUGGAGACCGAAAUCGGGGGGUUCUUGCACCCGAAAGGGUGGAUUUCGUGGGUCGCGAAUGUGGACCCGCCCGAAUCCAUUUCGUACGGGGAGUUUCGGAACGCCGGACCCGGGUCAAAUACUACGGGCCGGGUUUCUUGGGUCGGGUAUAGGCCGAGGAUGAGCGAUGCUGAGGCGGGUAAAUACAGCGUUCAAAGGUUCAUUGAGGGAGCUUCUUGGUUGCCAGGUAAGAGUGUUACUUACGAGCCUAAUUAAUUGAUUCACCAUUUUGUGUAUACUUAUUAUGUUUUUUGAUUGAUGAUUGUGCUUUUUAUUUGUGUACAUCUUCGCUUGAUUAAAGAUUAUAAAGGAUGUGUUUGCUUUGUCA
Messenger RNA from Andrographis paniculata, 1957 nucleotides. RefSeq names its product pectinesterase 1-like. The transcript has 2 exons. Gene Ontology annotation, molecular function: pectinesterase activity; pectinesterase inhibitor activity. The record is from RefSeq and is a predicted model, not a curated record. Lineage: Eukaryota; Viridiplantae; Streptophyta; Magnoliopsida; Lamiales; Acanthaceae. Bases 154 to 1845 code for a protein of 563 amino acids. Gene Ontology annotation, biological process: cell wall modification.